Brassica napus (rape) is the source of this 1288-nucleotide messenger RNA. RefSeq names its product glycine-rich cell wall structural protein 1.8-like. The transcript has a single exon. Lineage: Eukaryota; Viridiplantae; Streptophyta; Magnoliopsida; Brassicales; Brassicaceae. The record is from RefSeq and is a predicted model, not a curated record. Bases 44 to 1141 code for a protein of 365 amino acids.
CUUUCAUUUUAGUUCAUUAACUUCAAAUAAUACUACUAAAACAAUGGUUUCUCUCAAAGCUCUCUCAACUGUCUUUUUUCUUUUACUCGGCGUUGGCAUUUGCUACGCCACGAGCCGGAAUCUCUUAACAUACGGCGAAAUUCCGUCUGGUCAUGGUGGUGGAGGUGGUGGAGGCCACGGAGGUGGUGAAGGCUAUGGAGUGAUUGGUGGUGGUUAUGGUGGCGGUAGUGGAGAAGGUAGUGGUGGUGGAUAUGGAGGAGUUGAAGGGUAUGCCGGUGGUGGUGGUGGUGGUCAUGGUGGAGGAGGUGGUGGAGCUUCUUCUUCUUCCGGUGGAUACGCUAGUGGAGGUGGAGAAGGAGGUGGUGGCGGUUACGGUGGAGCAACUGGUGGAUAUGGUGGUCAUGCUGGUGGUGGUGGUCAUGGUGGAGGCGGUGGUGGAGCUUCUUCUUCCGGUGGGUAUGCUAGCGGAGGAGGAGAAGGUGGAGGUGGUGGUUACGGUGGAGCAGCUGGUGGUUAUGGUGGACAUGCCGGUGGCGGUGGAGGUAGUGGUGGUGGUGGAGGAGCUGCUUACGGUGGUGGAGGAGAUCAUGCUAGCGGUUAUGGAAGUGGUGGUGGUGAAGGAGCUGGUGGUGUAAUUGGUGGUCAUGCUGGUGGGGGAGGUGGUGGAAGCGGAGGCGGUGGAGGAUCAGCUUACGGUGGUGGAGGUGAGCAUGCUAGUGGUUACGGAAGUGGAGCUGGUGAAGGUGGCGGCGUGGGUGGAGGUGAGUAUGGAGGUGCUGCUGGAGGUGGAGGUGGUCAUGGAGGUGGAGGAGGAUCAGCAAGUGGAGGGUCUUAUGGUGGUAGUUCUUAUGGAGGCGGCGAAGGAGGAGGAGCCGGAGGUGGGUCAGGAGCCGGAGGCUAUGGAGGUGGUGGUGGUGGAGGAAGUGGCGGAGGAGGAGCUUACAGCAGAGGUGGAGCUCAUGGAGGUGGUUAUGGAAGUGGUGGUGGUGAAGGAGGUGGUUAUGGUGGUGAAGCAGGAGGAUAUGGCAGUGGUGGUGGAGGAGGUUCAGGUGGAGGCGGAGGCGGCAGCCAAUAUGGUGGUGCUUACGGUGGUGGUGGUGGUUCAGGCGGUGGACACGGGGGUGGAGGCUAUGCUCCAUGAAGAAACCAACUCAAAAUAAAACAAAAGAAAAAGCUGGAAAUUAAAUGAUGAUUUGUAUACACAAAUGAAAAUGCUUUGGCUGAAAACAUUCUGUAUCCAUUAGUGAAAAUUGUAUUUCCUAAUAACUGAAUAUUUAUUCUCUUGCAA